Messenger RNA from Melitaea cinxia (Glanville fritillary), 950 nucleotides. RefSeq names its product clavesin-1-like. Bases 1 to 942 code for a protein of 313 amino acids. Gene Ontology annotation, molecular function: phosphatidylinositol bisphosphate binding. Gene Ontology annotation, cellular component: membrane. Lineage: Eukaryota; Metazoa; Arthropoda; Insecta; Lepidoptera; Nymphalidae. The transcript has 6 exons. The record is from RefSeq and is a predicted model, not a curated record.
AUGGAUUUCAACAUGCCCUUUAUAGAUAUAGCAUUUCAAGCCGAAAUAAGCAGAUUUGAAGAUCCGGAUUUUGAAGAAUGUGCCCUCCGUAACUGUAAUGAGGAUCCGAAGACCAGGCAAAUAGUUAUAGAGGAGUUAAGAAACUUGAUAUUCCGUAUAAACAUUCGUUUCAUAUUUAUUUGUAGGUACUUCUCAAGGUCCUUGUAUGUUACAGAGAGAGGAGAAUGCAAUCCACGCCGGACUGAUGAUGCAUAUCUCCUUCGGUUCCUGAGAUGUCGAAGAUUUAUUCCGGCUCUUGCUCAUAAAUUGAUGGUACGAUAUGAAGACUUCCGCCGUAAGAACAUACACCUAUACCACUGCAACCCGUUCGGUCUCCAUCGAGUAAAGGACGUGUAUGGAGGCACGUUUCCCGACAGUCCAGUGAAUGGCAGAAUCACGCUCAUGAGAUUUGGUCUAUGGGACAUAGAAAAAGUACCAAUAGAAGAUGUAGUGCGCUGCGCUCUCGUAAUGGACGAAGUGGCGGCGCUGCAACCAAAAUUACAAAUUCUAGGUGUCACCAUUAUAGUUGACUUGGAAGGCCUCAGUAUCCGUCAUGUGAAAAAUCUGACGCCUACAAUCGCGAACCAGAUCGUCAGCCUUAUGGGAGUUUCAUUUCCAAUCCCGAUUCACGGAAUCCACAUCAUCAGGUACAACUGGUUCUUGAAUACCUUCUUUUACAUAUUCAAGCAGUUCAUACCAACAGCAGCGUGGGAGCGUCUUCACUUCCACGGCUACGAUAUGUCCUCACUUCACAAGCACAUCGAUCCCGAGUACCUCCCCCCCGAAUAUGGAGGAAGAUGUAGACACGUUGUUUCAUUCGAGGAAUGGGUCACAAAAGUUGACAAAUACAAGGACGACUUUAUGGUACAAGAAUUUAGAGCGUUAGGAUUUACUGUCAAAUAAAAAUCAUU